Glossina fuscipes is the source of this 1284-nucleotide messenger RNA. It is a transcript of the gene Lst8, whose product is annotated as protein LST8 homolog. Gene Ontology annotation, biological process: TOR signaling; regulation of actin cytoskeleton organization. The transcript has 2 exons. NCBI's taxonomy places the organism in Eukaryota, Metazoa, Arthropoda, Insecta, Diptera, Glossinidae. Gene Ontology annotation, cellular component: TORC2 complex; TORC1 complex. Bases 135 to 1082 code for a protein of 315 amino acids. The record is from RefSeq and is a predicted model, not a curated record. Gene Ontology annotation, molecular function: protein binding.
UUUGAAACAAGUGUGAGAAAGCAAAGUUUUAUCAUCAGAGACGUCUGCUUAUCAUUAUAUAGAAUAUAAUGGAAAUUUAAUUUUUUUAUAUUUUUUUAAGAUAUUAAAGUAUAAAAUAGUAUUUAAGUGUUAGCAUGGAAGCCACAGGUGAUCAAUUAAUCCUGGCUACUGGUGGCUAUGACCACACCAUUAAAUUAUGGCAGGCACAUACCGGCAAUUGUAUACGCACGUUACGUUUUGUCGAGACAUCACAAGUUAAUGCUUUGGAUCGUACUCCUGAUAAAACACGCUUAGCUGCCUGUGGUUAUCAAUGUAUACGUUUAUAUGACUUGGAAUCUAACUGUACUGUGCCUGUGAUAAAUUUCGAAAGUGUUCAAAAAAAUAUUACACGUCUCGGUUUCCAGGAAGAUGGCAAUUGGAUGUACACAGCCGGCGAGGAUCAUCGUGUACGUAUAUGGGAUAUGCUGUCGGCCACACCCCACUGUUCACGUGUUUUCGAUUGUCAAGCUCCGGUUAAUGCGGCCUGUCUGCACCCUAAUCAAGUAGAAAUAGCUAUGGGUGCCCAAAACGGUGGCGUUUAUCUGUGGGAUGUUAAGUCCGAAGUGCAUGAACAAUUGAUACCCGAAGUGGAUGCGUCCAUACAGGAUGUGGCCAUUUCACCAGAUGGCCAGUAUAUGGCUGCCGUUAACAACAAAGGCAAUUGUUAUAUAUGGUCCUUAAGUUCCUCACCAAAUCAAAAACUGACCACCUUACAGCCAAAAUUGAAAAUUGCUGCUCAUAAACGUUAUGUGCUGCGUUGUAAAUUUAGUCCCGAUUCGCGCCUAUUGGUGACAACAUCCGGCGAUGGAACAGCACGUAUUUGGAAGUCUGACGAUUUCACUAUGUGGAGGGAAUUAUGCAUUGAAGGCUAUUGGGUUUGGGACGCUGCUUUUAGUGCUGACUCUAAAUACCUCUUUACAGCAUCUAGUGAUGGUAUUGCACGUCUGUGGAAAUUACAAACAAAAAAUCCUGAACGCAAAUACACUGGUCACACCAAAGCCAUAACAGCACUCUCAUUUAGAGAUGAAAUUGUAAGCGAAUAACAUCUGGCCAUGUUUCCUCUACCGCAAACUGGAGAAAAAGGACAAAGUUUCGAUUCAAUUAUAUGCGGCCAGAGCAAUGCAUUAAAGAUUAACUGGGUGUGUGGUGCUUUUUGUGCUUUUGUAAGUCAUGAAAUAUCUAUUUGAACUGAGGGCCGGUGGGAACAAACUUUGUAUUCAUAAAAUUUUUUAACAGCUUUUCUUU